AUGCCAGCAUCAAAGAAGAAAAUUAAACAAAAAUUAAAGCAAAAAGAAAAGAAACAAUCCUCCAAAUUGAAUCCAGAAAUUGAAGUUGAAAAAAAAAUUCCACAAAAUGCAAAUGAUUUUCAACAAACAUUGGAUUCUAUUGCCAAUCAAUUGUCUUCCAUGAAUUCUCUUGGAGAACAGGUGAAUCAGUACGAUGAUGAAGACAGUGCAAGUGUAGUCCCAUCACAAUUGGCAAAGAAAAGAGGUAUUCAAAAAAUUCAAUCAAAGAAGAAAAAGGAAAAACAAAAAAAGAAUUUAGAAAAAGCUCUUUCUUAUCAAGAACGGUUAGAUACAACUGUUGUUAAGGAUCUUCAUUCACAAAUCAUGAAAUUACCAGAAGAACGACAACGAAAACAUAGACCAGUGAAACAGUCAGCCAUCAAGCAGUAA
This is a messenger RNA of Naegleria fowleri, 429 nucleotides long. RefSeq lists its product as uncharacterized. The transcript is spliced from 2 exons. The record is from RefSeq and is a predicted model, not a curated record. Bases 1 to 429 code for a protein of 142 amino acids. Lineage: Eukaryota; Heterolobosea; Eutetramitea; Acrasida; Naegleriidae.